Molecule: messenger RNA, 1128 nt
Organism: Tachyglossus aculeatus (Australian echidna)
Lineage: Eukaryota; Metazoa; Chordata; Mammalia; Monotremata; Tachyglossidae
Gene: CCDC54
Product: coiled-coil domain containing 54
Exons: 1
Coding region: 148-1065 (305 amino acids)
Source: RefSeq, a predicted model, not a curated record
GAAAGAUAGCCCACCCAACUCCACCACUGUCCCGCCGCUGCAAUCCUCUGUCAACCACCGGAAAGAAAAACCCACUUUGCCGCCGUCCUUUCCUCUCUCCGCCAUCUCGGUUAUCUGCCACCUCGCUUUCCCACUGGUUUACGAAAGAUGCACAAACUUUCCUUCAAAAACCUGAAAUCCACAGCGGAGAACCUGUGGAACUCACAUUUCGUCCGGCUGAGGGGGUCGAUCAAAAAUGGCAGCAGAGCCCGUUCCCUGAACCCCACGGCCAGUCUGUCCAAGGGAGUUGAGGAGAGGCCCUCCCAGCCCCUGCCGAGGAACGAGGAACUGGAUCUCGCUGCGGCGGUUCAGGACAUUCGGACGGGCCAGGCCUCCCUCUACGAGGAGAUGAUGGACGUCGUCGACCUGGUGGCGGCCAUGCAUGACAAAUUCGACGCUCAUCAGAAGCAGAUGGAGGCGCUGGGGGACAGGGUGCGGGCGAAUGAGGUUGGCGCCACCAAACUCGAUCAAUACCUGUGCAUGUUGGAUCAGACGAUUAACUUAUUUCAGGAGAAGGCGGCGGACCUCGGAGGCCAGUGUGAAUGUCCCAACGCCCACUGGGAAGAGCAUCCUGAGGAGAUGGAGGAGAGGGAGAUGAUGGACCUCCUCCACCAGAUCCUGAUGCCCAUCGCCCAGGAGGAAGGCCCCGAAAGGCUGAGAGAGCCCUCGGCUCCCAAUCCCGGGGAGAAUAGAUGGGAUCCGAUGAAGUCCGUGAGGCAAACCCCUUGGGAAAACCCCGCCCACAUCUCGGAACAGGCCGACGCAGAAAUCUACGUUUACCCUGACUCUGGCGCCUGGAUCGAUCUCGCCUUUCCCCUUGGGAGAAAAUGGCGGGUUCUUCUGAGCGCCACCAGAUUGGAAGAAUUGAUGCACUGGAUUCUGACCAGGUCAUCCUUCUUGGAGAUGCCACAGCAACGCUCUGCCUUUUCUGGUCCAAUCGCCUGCCUGAAUACCCUGUGCCUCUCCACUUUCAAUUACCUCUAUUGGCUCUACCUCUCCUUGAAGGAACGAGUAACUUGGAUGUAAGGAGUUCGAGAGAUUCUAUUGCCUUGACUUCCUUGGGUGGCAAAUAAAGGCCGAUUAAAAUAA